AUGGCGUCAGAUAAAUCAGUGAUUACUUGGAUAUUUAUUUCCGUACUUGUGGAUUUAUUGGGAUUUACGGUUAUUUUGCCGCUUUUUCCUGCUUUAUUGGAUUACUAUGCAAAGUCUGAAAACGACCAACUCUACAACACGGUUCUCAGCUGGGUCGAGUCUUUCAGAAGUCUUCUUAGAAUUCCAGUAGAGGAGCCUGUUACUUCAGUUUUGUUUGGGGGUCUUCUGGGAGCGCUAUUUUCAUUUUUGCAGUAUGUUAAUGCGCCUUUACUUGGCGCAUUAUCAGACAAAUAUGGACGAAAACGAAUCAUCAUCCUCUCACUCUUCGGCUCAUCUUUCGCCUGUUGGAUGUGGUCAGGAGCAAACACUUUCGCCUGCUUCGUUGCUGCACGAAUCGUCGCUGGCAUCUCAGAAGGCAACAUCUCCAUCUGCAUGGCCGCUUUGGCAGAUCUUGAGGACAAGAAAGCCAAGAGUCGAGGAAUGGCGAUGGUCGGUGUCGCCUAUUCGAUUGGCUUCACUGUCGGCCCAUUUGUUGGCGCGUACAUGUCCAGCUUGCUCAAGGCCGAUCAAGAAUUCUUCGCGAUUCCGGCGUAUUUUGCCCUUGCGAUGUGCCUGCUAGACAUCGUCAUCGUCUACUUGUUCCUUCCAGAAACACUGCCGGAAGAAAAACGAGCGUCUUCGCUUUAUCUCAGCUGGCGAGAAGGACUUGAUCUUAUCAAUCCAAAGAAGAUGUUUGCAUUCCGAGCGGUAGAAAUGAGCUCGCACGAUAGAUGUUGUGUUUCAAUUAUUGGACUGGCAUACUUUCUUUACCUUUUCUUUUUCUCAGGACUUGAAUUCACCCUCACCUUUUUAACCCACAACCGAUUCGGCUUCACCCGCAUGGAUCAAGGAAAGAUGUUUGCCGUUCUCGGAGUCAUUAUGACCCUCGUCCAAGGUGGAUAUAUUCGCCGCGCCAUGAUCGGCCGUGAAAUCGCAAUCGCCAAAAGAUCGAUUUGCGUGUUGAUCGUUGGUUUUGUCGUGAUCGGUUUUGCAACGGAAGCUUGGGUUCUUUACGCUGGUUUGGUGCCGUUUGCGUAUGCAGCAGCUUCGGUCGUGCCCUGCCUUUCUUCAGCUGUGUCCAAUUAUGGCGGCAUUUCGGAGAAAGGUCGAGUUAUGGGAACCCUUCGAUCUCUAGGAGCCCUUGCUCGAGCAACUGGACCAUGUUUCGCUUCAGUUCUCUACUGGCUCCUGGGAUCAAGAUUUGCCUAUGUUCUUGGAGGAUUACUUUUGUUACUACCGCUGAAAGUGCUGAAGAUUCUGAACAAGGUGCUAGCUAAACAUGCCAAAGAAAAUUAA
This is a messenger RNA of Oikopleura dioica, 1335 nucleotides long. The record is from the annotation of a GenBank genome assembly. Lineage: Eukaryota; Metazoa; Chordata; Appendicularia; Copelata; Oikopleuridae.